Molecule: messenger RNA, 426 nt
Organism: Melampsora larici-populina 98AG31
Lineage: Eukaryota; Fungi; Basidiomycota; Pucciniomycetes; Pucciniales; Melampsoraceae
Exons: 1
Coding region: 1-426 (141 amino acids)
Source: RefSeq, a predicted model, not a curated record
AUGUCAUCACAGAAGACGGAUGAGUUUGUUUUUGAUUUCAAACAUCUUGAUAUCUUUCUAGUGCAAGAGUUCCUUGCCUUUCAAGAAUUACUUGCCUUUAAUCCAGUGGUGUUUCGCGUGAUUGCAUUAAUAUCCUGGUUUGUAGAAGUCAAACCAGGAUAUUAUGAAAAGAAACCAGAUUCACGAAAGAAGAAGGGUGAGUUAUUAGAUACAUUGAAAGACAUCACAGAGGAAACGAUUAUGACAUCCGAAAACAUGUUAAAGAAGUUAUUGAUUGAAGAAGAACAUUUGGAGUUAUGGGUAUGGAAAUUUAUUGAUGUUAAUGAUCCCAUGAACCAAGUCUGUGAAGCAUCGAGAGACUCUGCUGUAAGUCUUUUUGCACCCCCCUCACACCUCAAGUGCUUUGAUUACGAGCAAACAAGCUGA